AUGGGUGGAGUCGCCGACAGCCACGUGAGACUGAACCUAGAGAGGAUCAGAGGAGCCGCCGACAGCCACGUGAGCCUGAACCUAGAGAGGAUGGGGGGAGCUACCGACAGGUACAUGAGCCUGAACCUAGAGAGAACGAGAGGAGCCGCCAACAGCCACGUCAGCCUGAACCAAGAGAGGGUGAGAGGCGCCACCAACAGCAACGUGAGCCAGAACCUAGAGAGGAUGAGAGAAGCCGCCAUCAGCCACCCACGUGAGACUGAACCUAGAGAGGAUCAGAGGAGCCGCCGACAGCCACGUGAGCCUGAAUCUAGAGAGGAUGAGAGGAGCCACCGACAGCCACAUGAGCGUGGACAAAGAGAGGAUGGGUGGAAUCGCCGACAGCCACAUGAGCCUGAACCUAGAGAAGAUGAGAGGAGCCGCCGACAGCCACGUGAGCCUGAACCUAGAGAGGAUGGGGGGAGCUACCGACAGGUACAUGAGCCUGAACCUAGAGAGAACGAGAGGAGCCGCCAACAGCCACGUCAGCCUGAACCAAGAGAGGGUGAGAGGCGCCACCAACAGCAACGUGAGCCUGAACCUAGAGAGGAUGAGAGAAGCCGCCAUCAGCCACGUGAGCCUGAACUAAGAGAGGAUGGGUGGAGUCGCCGACAGCCACGUGAGACUGAACCUAGAGAGGAUCAGAGGAGCCGCCAACAGCCACGUGAGCCUGAAUCUAGAGAGGAUGAGAGGAGCCACCGACAGCCACAUGAGCGUGGACAAAGAGAGGAUGGGUGGAAUCGCCGACAGCCACAUGAGCCUGAACCUAGAGAAGAUGAGAGGAGCCGCCGACAGCCACGUGAGCCUGAACCUAGAGAGGAUGGGGGGAGCUACCGACAGGUACAUGAGCCUGAACCUAGAGAGAACGAGAGGAGCCGCCAACAGCCACGUCAGCCUGAACCAAGAGAGGGUGAGAGGCGCCACCAACAGCAACGUGAGCCUGAACCUAGAGAGGAUGAGAGAAGCCGCCAUCAGCCACGUGAGCCUGAACUAAGAGAGGAUGGGUGGAGUCGCCGACAGCCACGUGAGACUGAACCUAGAGAGGAUCAGAGGAGCCGCCGACAGCCACAGAAGAUGAGAGGAGCCGCCGACAGCCACGUGAGCCUGAACCUAGAGAGGAUGGGGGGAGCUAUCGACAGGUACAUGAGCCUGAACCUAGAGAGAACGAGAGGAGCCGCCAACAGCCACGUCAGCCUGAACCAAGAGAGGGUGAGAGGCGCCACCAACAGCAACGUGAGCCUGAACCUAGAGAGGAUGAGAGAAGCCGCCAUCAGCCACGUGAGCCUGAACUAA
This is a messenger RNA of Gopherus evgoodei (Goodes thornscrub tortoise), 1332 nucleotides long. RefSeq names its product trichohyalin-like. Lineage: Eukaryota; Metazoa; Chordata; Testudines; Testudinidae. Bases 1 to 1332 code for a protein of 443 amino acids. The record is from RefSeq and is a predicted model, not a curated record. The transcript has 3 exons.